UCGAGCGGAGAUUGGAAUAGGCGAAUAGGUGAUACCGUGUUGGAAGUGGUUGCGAACUCGUUAAAUUGUCAUUAAGUGAAAGAAAUCAAAUGUGAGGUAGCGCACACUUGAUCGGAAAGUGCAAUAUUGUUGGAAAUCGUGUGUAAAGCAUGAAAAUGUCGUGUGUAACUCGAAUGCCGAUCGCUUGCGCUAGGAACUUGAUUGGGUCAGCGGAAAAUCAACAAGUUGGGCACUUUUGAUGUCAACCCCGGACGCCGCGCACGCCCCGGAGUGCAUCUUCUUCGUCUGGUUUUGUUUAUUUUGUUUGUUUUUCUGUGGUUGGGCCCGUCGGUGGUCGAUGUGCCCCAAAUCCGUGAGUCCCGAGCGCGUCUUUCGGGUUUUCGGGCUUGAUUGAGGAGCGUCUGGUAGUGAUAUGUGUUGGCUGUUGCAAUAAUUGAUUAGUGAUCUUGUGGACUGCUGAUUGGGGUUGAUUGAAUUAGAAUAGAGAAUAGUGAUAGAGAAGAGAAAUAGGAAAUCAGUGAAGGAAUUAUGGCCACAAGCUGUCAUGCAGUUGUGGUCUGGGAGUUUGAGUCGCUCGGCGGCAAGUGGUUGCCGUACAGCCCCGAGGUGUCGCAGCACUUGGAGCGAGCCCACGCAAAGAAGCUGACACGGGUCCUCUUGAGCGACGCAGACCCGAACCUGGAACAGUUUUAUGUUAAUGUGCGAAGCAUGACGCAAAAUUCUGAGGAUAUCGAGAUGCCGAUGAUAAAUGUCCGACGGACAUUCUACAAGCCCAGCUCGCCAGCGGGCAAGGGAAUUAAGUGGGAGUGGGUGGAUGCAACGGGAAGCGACUGGCAUCCGUACAACAUGACGGUGCAAUGCAUAGUAGAAGAGGCUUGGGCGAAGGGUGAGCAGACCUUGGAUUUGAAUAAGACUAAUAUUGGCUCGCCAUAUACGAUCAACUUUUGCAAUUUGACGCAAGUGCGGCAACCUAACGGCCCGAUAAGGAGCAUUCGGCGGACGCAACAAGCACCAUAUCCCUUGGUGAAAAUCACACCUCAGCAAGCACAACAAUUAAAUGCACCUAAAAUUCCGCCGAAAACGAUAAAUUCAAAACAAAAGUCUCAUCUUACUACUAGUCAGCUGGUGGCAGGGCCAUCGUCGUCUACUUCAUCUAGUUUGUGUUCAGGCAGUCAAAAAAGAUCAACGAAACCUACAAAGACAAAACAUCCUGAAUCUCAUCCACCGACUUCAACUGCCAAUUUGGCCAGGCAGAUAUUGAACAAUUUGAAUAUAUUCAGUACAAAAACUGCAGGAGCAGCAUCUCAUCACAGUCAUAACCAUCAUUCUCCACAGCAGCCAUCAUCACCACAUAUGAACAUGUUUUCUAACCGUAGUUCAGACGGAGGGCAAUAUCACCAUCGUUUAGGUUCGUCUCAUCGGUCGAGAUCUCGAACACGAGCGUCAGAUACAGAUACAAGUAGUUUGAAGUCGAUACGAAGACCAAGUGUUGACACUGUUUCUACGUACCUUAGUCAUGAAAGUAAAGAGAGUUUGCGUAGUAGAAAUUUUACAGCCUCGGUGAAUGAUUUGUUGGAUUGUUCGGUUGGGAGCGAUGACGUUUUUACACAGCCACAUUCAACACCGCCACCCCUUCCUCCUCUACCGCAGCAGUCGCACCAUAUGCACACAAUAGCGGGUCCUAUUGUGGGCGUUGAUCCUGCUAGUGAUAUGAUAAGCCGAUUCGUAAAGGUUGCUGAUCCGCCAAAAUGGCCUAAUGCUCAACCGUGUCCUAUGUGCAUGGAGGAGUUAGUGCACACAACACAAAAUCCUGCAGUUUCCCUUUCGAGAUGUCAACAUUUAAUGCAUUUGCAGUGCUUAAAUCAAAUGAUUAUCGAUCAACAGAAAGGUACACAAAAGUUAUUGCAGAGUUUGUAUAUUGAAUGUCCUGUUUGCGGAAUAGUGUACGGCGAGAAAGUAGGAAAUCAACCGUCGGGGACAAUGUCGUGGAUUAUAAUUCCGAAGAGUUUGCCGGGCCAUGAAGGUCAAAACACAAUACAGAUCGUUUAUAACAUUGCUUCUGGAAUACAAACUGAAGAACAUCCACACCCAGGCCGAGCUUUCUUUGCAGUGGGAUUUCCACGAACUUGCUAUUUACCUGAUUGCCCUUUGGGACGGAAAGUUUUGCGUUUUUUAAAAAUUGCAUUCGAUCGCCGAUUACUUUUCACAAUUGGGCGUUCAGCUACAACAGGACGGGAAGAUGUGGUUAUUUGGAAUAGUGUUGACCAUAAAACACAGUUUAAUAUGUUUCCUGAUCCUACAUAUCUUCAACGCUGUAUGCAGCAGCUUGUACAUUUGGGAGUAACGGACUGAAUUGCGGUUAGCAUCAAUUGCCUCGGUCGCGUUUCGCUUGUGCGAAUUCGUUCGCAGAUGAAACUGCCAAGACGAACUUCCUACCUCAAUUUUAUAAAAUUGACAAUACAUAGUUAAUAGAUUUUACCAAAAACUUUUAUAACCCCCCGAUAACAAUCAAUCAGUUUUUGUUUUUUUUUAUUGUCUACAAAACUUGGUACGCACGGCAGCACAAACACAGACACACACACACAAUCACUUUUAUCUUUAUUAUUAUUAUAACUCCACGUAGCUUAACACGCAAAUUCCAAUUUAUACCAACAGUAGCACACAAUCAGUUUUCUCGUUCGUUCAUCCGUAUUGACUUUCGCGAAUUCGUUAGAAAUUAACGUAACUCAACUAUUUAUAUUAAUUAAUUAAUUAAGCGAUUUCCAUCACCCCAAGCAAUACGGACAUGGCACUCAAACGAUCACCCCUUAUCAGCAACCUCAACAAAAUCAGCCAAGUACAUUUAAAUCUACAAAAACCAUCAUUUUCAAACUUACUACAUAUUCACCUGCGGUCUAAUAUUCACACGCUCCCAAAUAUGUCAACCUGAUAAGCAAUUCCUCAUCACCCAAGCAAUACGCACAUGGCAUCCAACAACAAACACGAACACACCUGAGCCCCGGCCCGGCCCGGCCCAAGCCUCAGCGAAACCCUCCGGACCACACAAAGCCCCCUACGCACCCAUAACAAUCGCCCCACGCGCCACCUCACCUUAUCAGCCCCAUCUAUCUACAACACGCGCCAAACCGGCCGCGCUAAACCACAACAUUUUUAUAUGAAACUGGAUUCCAACAUACAUGCCAUCCAAAAACCGCAAGAUUUUUAUAUGAAACUGGAUUCGAACAUACAUAUUUAUACUACUGUCCCUCGAUAAUCCAAUAUUUCAUUCGAAUCGUCGAAUAUAGUAGCAGGGACGGACCGUGCACCCAGAGGUGAUGAUAAUGUUUAAUAACUAGGUUUGCCAUAUGUCCUCUGGGUAAUAACAGUGGAUGUCUGCUGCUCUUUGCAUCCACCUGGAAGAUCUGGUCGGAAUCGAGGAAUGGUGUUAAUUUAAUCAGCGAGCUAGUUCUUGCCAAGGAUUUGUUGGUUUUGAGCAGUUCGAUUUCAUCUGUAAACUCCUCUUGCUGGAUCAUCCUGGUAAGAGUGAUUUCCGCUUGUUGGGGAUGCAACAUCUGCUGGAUUUGCUCGGCUGCUUAUAUGUCGCCAUUGUUUGAUAUCAGACGUAGAGUGGAUGUGACUCCUCCUAUUAGCGACAAACACUUUCCACCUUGCCGCUGGACUUUGAAGCAAUUGUAGGACGAUCAUUGAGUCCGUCCAGUACUAGGCGCUUAUAUUAGUUCAACCGUGGGUUUUUAAUAUGGUUGCAAUCAAGUCACAGAACUGUACUCCUCUGUACAGUUAAAAGUGCGGGAUUGUUUGUACAUUCAGCGGGGCAACCUUGGAUUUUGAUGAUACGAGUUUAACUGUGGUGGAGCCAUCACCUUCUUCACUAUGCACGUAAAUGACUGCUGACUUCCGACGUAACAUAAAAUCCAUGAACUUGUAUGCGGGUGAACUGUCGCAGUGUAACCACCUUGGAAUUGAAAUCUCCUGCAGAAUUGGUAGCUGUGACCGGAAUGUGAGUCACUUCGUAUUGAGUUCCUUUUCUACUGGUUCAUCCCAAUUCGUUUGUUGUAGCCACAAUUGCUGGAUCCAUAUUUUUCUUACGACGAUACAUGUUUGCAACCAUCCCCCCCCCCCCAUCGGCUCAAAUAACUUUGCGAUCUCAGAAAUAAACUAACGUUUCGUUAGCGCAUUAUUGGUAAUUUUUUCCAGCUUGACUUUAAACAAAAAAGAAUCUCUUGCUGGACGCCACCGUCUCCAUAAAAUCUUAACGUGCUCGUUCUCAUCGAUGUUUAGUAGUACAUUUGUUUCCCGGUGAGAAGAAGGAAUAGAUUCCAGCAAAUCGUUUUGAUUUGCUACCCAUUUUUGCAAAUUAAAACCUCCUUUUAGUAACACUUUUAUGCGGUCCAGCUGAAGUGCCUGCGAUUCCUUGAGGGUAUCUCUGCCGGUCAAGACAUCAUCCACGUCGAAAUUUUCUUUUAGCACUCGACAAGCUUGAGGAUGGUGCAGUUUUUCGUCGUCUGUCAGUCGAUGAAAAGCCCGGAUUGCCAAGCAAGGAGCGCUAGCAGUACCAUACGUCACUGUAGUUAAUUUGAAGUGUUUAAGGAGCUCAGAUAGAUGUUCUCUCCACCAAAUUCGCUGGAAAUUUUGAUUCUGGGAGUGUACCAUUAUUUAGCGGUAUAUCUUCUCUAUAUCAGCUGCCAUCACGUACCGAUAUGUCCUCCACUUGAUCAGUAUCCGCACGAUACUGUUCUGGACCAAUGAGCCCCACGUACUCGAGGAGGGCGAUCAGACCCGAGUCUGCAAGGGACUCAUCUGAAGUGGCUUUGCCACGAAGCCUCACCGGAGGUUAUCUGGUAUCAU
Molecule: messenger RNA, 4845 nt
Organism: Hermetia illucens (black soldier fly)
Lineage: Eukaryota; Metazoa; Arthropoda; Insecta; Diptera; Stratiomyidae
Gene: dx
Product: protein deltex
Exons: 6
Coding region: 529-2352 (607 amino acids)
Biological process (GO): Notch signaling pathway; protein ubiquitination
Cellular component (GO): nucleoplasm
Molecular function (GO): zinc ion binding; ubiquitin protein ligase activity
Source: RefSeq, a predicted model, not a curated record